This is a messenger RNA of Sphaeramia orbicularis (orbiculate cardinalfish), 3690 nucleotides long. RefSeq names its product zDHHC palmitoyltransferase 21 (gene zdhhc21). The transcript has 8 exons. Gene Ontology annotation, cellular component: Golgi apparatus; endoplasmic reticulum. The record is from RefSeq and is a predicted model, not a curated record. NCBI's taxonomy places the organism in Eukaryota, Metazoa, Chordata, Actinopteri, Kurtiformes, Apogonidae. Gene Ontology annotation, biological process: protein targeting to membrane; peptidyl-L-cysteine S-palmitoylation. Gene Ontology annotation, molecular function: protein-cysteine S-palmitoyltransferase activity. Bases 113 to 910 code for a protein of 265 amino acids.
AACACUGGUCCUGUCCAGCCCACAGAGGCUCGGAUAAGGAAGUAGCUACAGUCCUACUUGUGCUCAAUUGGACAGCGAAGGGGGGGAAAGUGUCAUCAGAGUCCCUGCAGCCAUGAAGCUUCGACUGCACUUCGUGGUGGACCCCAUGGGCUGGCUGUGUAUCAGUGUGGUGUUUGGGAUCUGGCUCUACAACACUUUUUUCAUCCCCAAGCUAGUUCUACUUCCACACUACAGUGAAGGACACAUCCCCUGGGCCAUUGUUGUUUGUUAUUACAUAGCAUCAGGACUCUGCAUUAUGGCCCUUUUCAGAGCUUCCACAGCAGAUCCUGGCCGUCUUCCUACAGACCCCCAUAUACCUCAUUCUGAGCGAGAACACUGGGAAUUGUGCAAUAAAUGCAACUUAAUGAGACCGAAAAGGUCCCACCACUGCAGUAGAUGUGGCCAUUGUGUCCGCAGAAUGGACCACCACUGUCCUUGGAUUAAUAACUGUGUGGGAGAAGACAACCACUGGCUCUUCCUGCAGCUCUGCUUCUACGCUCAGGUCCUCAGUUUGUUCACACUAGUGCUGGACUUCUGCCAAUACUAUUACUUCCAGCCACUGACAGGACUAGAUCAGGAAAAGUUUACAACACGUCAUGAACUGGCUUUGCUGAGGGUGUCGGCGCUCAUGGGUGUGGUCAUGUUCGGCGGCAUGACAAGCUUGUUUUACACUCAGAUGGCGGGCAUCCUCUCGGAUACUACCACCAUAGAGAAAAUGGCUCAGUUCUCAAAUGACAUAUACAACUCAAAGAGGUCCUGGCAGCGGGCGCUAGCUGAGGUUUGCGGCACUCGCUGGAAACUCCUGUGGUUAAUUCCGCUCCGAAGCAGAGAGCCGCUCCAAGCCAGCCACCACUUCCGCACCCACGUGUAGGCCGGUAGCUCCAUGGUACCAUUUACCUGUACAGAUGGUAGGGGCUGGCACCUUCAGUCAGAUGAAAAACUCUAUCCACACGCAAAGAAUCCAUCUGCUCGCCUUUUUCACCGACCUCUUUUGUGCUGUGGGAGCUGAGCAGCCGUCUCGGUUUGACACUGGAUACUCGAAACUUUUUCUCUUUUAUUUAUUCUUUUUUAUUUUUUUCUCCGUUUUGUUUUUUGCCUUUCUCUUCAAGGCCCAGAUUGGCAGUAAACAGGGUAAAGAAACACCACUGGGAAUGACAGGAAAGUGUUGUUUUUUUUACUCACUGUGACUUCUGGCAUUUUUUGGAAGCCACUUUUAAUGGCUAAUUGCAUCAAAGAGAUGGAAGUCUUCACCUGAAAGCAGCUGGCAAAAGGGACCCUCACUCAGGUUACUUUAAUAAAGAGCCUUUACUACUGACCUUUAAUCAGCUACAGACAGAACUAGGGUAAUUCCAGUGUGUCUAUCAGAAAGGCAUUUUUUUUGUAUAAAGUUGGUGCCUUGUUUCUUUUUCCCUGCCCUUUUUAUUUUAUACACAUGAGCUGCUUUUGGGUUAUGUUCUCUGAUUGGUGAACUUUAAAUGAAAUAACUAUUAUGGGAGCGUUUGGAAAUUUCUGUGAAUAGCAAACGUACUUGUUGCUACUGUAUUAAUUUAAUCAGUUGAACUUUAAUGAAUGUUUUCUCGCAUUGCUGUAUGAACAAUUUACCUAUGAAGUGAAGUUUGACGAAGCAUGGUUACAGGACAGAGUUGUUACCUUGAAUACUGAUAUGUGAUACUUUUACGGAAGAUGACAAGCCGGCUAUCAAGGCAUGUACUAGCAAGCAGAUGGUGUAAACCUACCAGGCCAUGACAAAAUCCAGCAUCUGAAGGAAGCUAAUACCAACUACAACUGGAGGAUAUUAAAACAAUUAAAGGUAUAAUAUGUAAGAUUUUCCUUUUAAAAACGAUCAACAGACUCUAGUCAUGACUUCUGACCCCCUAAAAAUGUCAUUUAGAAAUAUUUACCUACUUAGACAGUACCCUGGUUUGUGUUAUAUUAUUUCCUUCUCAUGUUGCCAUGUUUUGGAGAUUUCUCGGGGAUAGCAUUUGAACAGCACACACACAACACAUGCUUCAGCUAUUUUCACAGAAAACAACUAAUUCCUAAUAAGCUGUUAACAUGGCUAAAGAAAUUGAACAAAAACACAUUUCAUUUAUGAGUUUAUGACUUUAUUUAUAUGUCAUUGUAAGAAAACAAGUUACAGUGAAAUUAAGGGUUGCUCUCCUUCAAUAUAGGCAAAAUGUAUUUAAAAAAAAAAUUUAUUCGUCAUUUCGUUAUUUCAUCAAACCCUCCGGAAAAGGUUGUCUUGUAAAAAGUGCAAAUUUGAUUCAUUGUCUGAGCGCAAUCCUAAUAAAACUAGCAUAAUAUUGACAUAUCCCACAUUUUAAUCAGAAAGUGCUUGAUUUGGAAGAUUAUUCAGAGUAUCAAUAACAAAAAAUUCUGUUAAUGUAAUACCUGUCUAAUAGUGUGCACUUAAAUGUAUUCAUUCAAAAAAGUAAAUGUUUAUUAUUUAUUCAUUAAAGUUUGUGUCAAAACACCAAAUUUCCCUUUUGGGUCUCAAGCUCAUAGACUCAAACUUUAAAACAUAACUGCUGUGAAACAAUCAGAAAAUAAUAUUUUAUUUCACUUUUUCAUGGCUAUGUCUACACUAACUAACACUAACACUGCUGUCUCCCUCUGUCCCAUUCAUUCACUUGAGCUGGGAGGAACUCUGAACCACAUUCAACUGGAAAAUCUUACAUAUUAUGACUUUAAACCUACUAUAGUUUUAUUUUUCUUUGAGAGUGAAGAACAUUCUGCAUCAAGACCUGAUUAAGACUUGUUGUAAAAUCCUUCCAGGAAUGUUUCAAGUAUUGCAUACCAUUUUAACUUUAAUCAGCACUGCACUUAGAGUUCAUUGGCACAAAUCACUUUUGACCUCUUAGAUUUUUUACCCUAAUGACUAUAUGAUUUGUGAUUUGUACUCAUUUUAGUGCUUUCGCUUUCCUAGUUACAAUAGGUCUUAAAUGUGUCUAAGCAAGUGGCUUUAAAUAUCAGUAACUUUAUCAAUAAUAUAAGUACAAGAGUAAUACUUGGCUAUGUCUUAGCUAAACCUGUAUGUAAACAGCUGUAUUGGGGGGAAAUAUACCAGUAUCCAAGUAGUUUUAAGUGCCUGUCUAGGUGUUAUUUGUUUUUUGCUCUGGCUCUAUGUUGUGUUUUCGGUCUCCGUACAAGCCAAAGACCUGGGGAAAUGUUGCAAUAGUUUGUGUGCCCUCAGUUAAUGCAUGUUUCACCAAAUAUCUGGAGGUAGCUGUUUUCAAUAUUAUGCACUGAUUUUCACACUAGCACACAGUCUGUUUUACUGCAUCUGUGGUACGCUCGAAAAGACAGCCUGUUUUUUAUAUUGUGUUUCGUAUUUUAUUCUGAUUGUUUGCAUUCGCACGAGUGUGUGGUGAUGACUUUGCUCAGUGGUUUUUAUAACUCCAAUUCAGGUUCUGGAUGUUUAUGUGAUGUAUUUUUAUUUGUUUGUGUUGAAAUGGUUGGAUGUGCAAAAGUAUGGGAUCGCCACUAAAGGAAGGAGCUACUGACACAUGGCAUUCGUGAUUUGUUUUUAGGCAUUAUCAUUUUAAUAAGCAAUAAUACAUCACAUAGUUUUAGGAGUAGUGGAAAUCUGAAAUGUAUUGUUAUGUGUGAUAUAUAUAUAUAUUAUUAUAAUUAUUAUUAUUAUUAUAUAUA